Molecule: messenger RNA, 1127 nt
Organism: Vollenhovia emeryi
Lineage: Eukaryota; Metazoa; Arthropoda; Insecta; Hymenoptera; Formicidae
Gene: mRpS35
Product: 28S ribosomal protein S35, mitochondrial-like
Exons: 3
Coding region: 127-1116 (329 amino acids)
Biological process (GO): mitochondrial translation
Cellular component (GO): mitochondrial small ribosomal subunit
Molecular function (GO): structural constituent of ribosome
Source: RefSeq, a predicted model, not a curated record
UCGUCCGCGUGUUUCGUUAACGUUAGGUUAUGUUCACAGUUAGAUUAGGUUAGAUUACUUUGUAUUCUUGAGAACAGAAUUAGCGAUUAUGCUUGUACCGUAGAGCAGUUUCCCAGGAGUACGAAGAUGUUGCUGUUGAAACGUGGACUCGAGGCGAGCCUCGCGCAAAACCUUCCGAGAGCGUCGAGGCCGCUCGUGGCAUAUUCCUCGGAGCCGAGCGGAUCGGAACAGUUCCGAGUGCUGGAGCUUUAUUCCAAGUAUAAAAAGGUCGUGACGGAGAAGCGGAAAGCUGUCAAGGUGAACGUCCCACCGCCCAGGACGGCGCAGAUGCCCGUUGACCAGGACUGGCCGUCGGUCUGGCCGGGCGCGCGAACCUUCCACCCGGGCUCCGUGCCGCUACCGUUGCGCCAGGGCUGGGUGGAAAAGGGCGCGCCGCCCGGCAAGUACCACAACGCCGAGCUCCUCAAGAUCCCGAAUUUCCUGCACCUGACGCCACCGGCGAUACGGCGGCACUGCGAGGCGCUCAAGCAGUUCUGCACCGAGUGGCCCAUCGGCUUAGAAACCGAGGAGAAGUGCGCGAGGCACUUUCCCGUCGAGAUCGUCACGUCCGACUACUGCUACUCCUCGCCUACCAUACGCGACCCACUUGCCAGGAUUGUGAGCUUGCGAGUGCGGCUGUCCUCUCUUCACUUGGACACCCACGCCAAGGACAAGCUGCUGCGAUUGCUGGGAAACAAGUACAAUCCGGAGACCGAUGUGAUAACGAUCACGGCCGACAGAUGCCCGACUAAGAAGCAAAACCUGGAGUACGCGCGGUACCUUCUCACGGCGGUGUACCACGAGUCGUGGAGGGUAGAGUCGUGGGAGGCUGAGAAGUCGGUGGCAGACAUGGAGUACUUUGACUGGGACAUCAGCCCGAGUCGUACGAGUCUGGUGACGCUGUACAAAUGGCCGGAACCGCCGACCGAUAACGAUUACGAGACCAUUCCGCAUGUGACGGAAUACAAAAUCGCUGUGUCAGACCUGAUAAACAACGGCGAGGACCAGUACUCGGUCAACAAGUACAAGGAAGCGGUUAAAAACUUGUUAAGUCUUAAAAGCGAUAAUAAAGGUUAAGCGUUGUAAAA